Molecule: messenger RNA, 1376 nt
Organism: Anopheles nili
Lineage: Eukaryota; Metazoa; Arthropoda; Insecta; Diptera; Culicidae
Product: glutamate-rich WD repeat-containing protein 1
Exons: 2
Coding region: 1-1359 (452 amino acids)
Molecular function (GO): protein binding
Source: RefSeq, a predicted model, not a curated record
AUGUCGGAUGCCGACGAGCAAAUGGAGGUGGUCGAAGACCAAAACAUCGAGGACGCCGUACUGGAAAACGCCAGCGACGGAGAAAACGAAGAAGGGACGGAAAACAAGGAUAAGGCUCAGGUCUACUUACCCGGGCGCAAGUUGUCCGAGGACGAGGAGCUUGUUUGCGAUGAAUCCGCCUACAUAAUGUUGCACCAGGCUCACACAGGGGCACCUUGCCUCAGCUUCGACAUCAUAGCAGAUCCGCUUGGCGAGGAUCGAGAGGUGUUCCCACUGACGUCAUACCUCGUAGCCGGUACGCAGGCGGCACGCACGCACGUCAACAACGUGAUCGUGAUGAAGAUGUCCAACCUCACGCGCACGUCGAAGGAAAAUGACGAAGAAUCCGACGAGGAGCUGAGUGACGACGAGGACGUGGGCGACGAGAAAUCGCCGGUGUUGAGCUGCGUGAUGAUAAAGCAUCCCGGUUGCGUGAACCGGCUUCGAGUGACCACCUUCGGUACCUCGCAGUUCGUGGCGUCUUGGAGUGAGAUGGGUCGGGUGCACAUCUACAACAUCAACGAGCAGCUAGCGGCGAUCGAUGAUAGCAAGGCGCGCAAAACGUACCAGCAGAACAAGGUUGGCGACGGUAUUAAGCCAGAUUAUACGUUCUCUGGUCACCAGAAGGAGGGAUUCGCCAUUGAUUGGUGCCCGACAACACGUGGCAUGCUGGCCACUGGGGAUUGCCGGCGAGACAUACACAUCUGGCGACCGAACGAUAACGGCUCGUGGAACGUAGAUCAGCGACCACUCGUAGGACACACGGAUUCCGUCGAAGACAUCCAGUGGAGCCCGAACGAGGCGAACGUGCUUGCCUCGUGUUCGGUGGACAAAUCGAUACGCAUCUGGGACUGCCGAGCGGCCCCGUCCAAAGCGUGUAUGCUAACGGUGGAAAAAGCGCACGAGAGUGACGUGAAUGUGAUUAGCUGGAACCGGAACGAACCGCUCAUCGCCAGUGGUGGAGACGAUGGUGUGUUGCAAAUUUGGGAUCUACGCCAGUUCCAGUCGAAAACUCCGGUGGCGACAUUCAAACACCACACCGAUCACAUAACGACCGUUGAGUGGCACCCGAAGGAAUCCACCAUUCUAGCAUCGGGCGGGGACGACGAUCAGAUCGCAUUGUGGGAUCUAUCCGUUGAGAAAGACGACGUGGACGAUGCGAACGAUGACCCGAGUCUGAAGGACCUGCCGCCGCAGCUACUGUUCAUUCACCAGGGCCAGAAGGAGAUCAAGGAACUGCACUGGCACCCACAGCUAAAGGGUGUGAUACUAUCGACGGCACACAGCGGGUUCAAUAUUUUCCGCACGAUUAGCGUUUAAGCAAGGAAUACAGAAAA